UUUUGCGGGCGCCUUAGUAAAGCGCAGCGCGCCCUAGAGCAGCGCUUCGCCCGUUCCUACCCACCCCUUCCCUUUAAGUUGCUUUUGUAGGCAUUUCGUUGUUCUUGGUGUGUUCCUCGGAACAUUGGUCGUCGUGUCUGUGUUGUGCGAGGACGUCAGGCUCCGCCUCCAAGUUCAUCGUUCCGAGCCUCGGCGGUAUAACACCUAUCACCCUUCGUCGAACUGUAGAAACAAGACACAAACCUUAGGCGCUGCCUGUGCGGGAGGCUUGUUGCGACUCCUUCCACACCAGCGUAUUACGGUCUGCAGCUGUGAGUUCCUGUUCGCGAGUUUUUGGUGAGCGCGAAUUCUAACUCUUUGUUGCACAUCGGUUACACCCCCGACUGCGAUCGUCUUAGCGAGCGACGAAACACCCUGCCUUUUAAGUUUAAAACAACCUUCGAGAAUCGUUGCAGCAGUGUCGGCGACCAUCGGCUUCUGCGUGAGUUGCAAAACAUCGGCCGAAGCGAGACGCUACGUCGUCGUAUUUUUAUUUGUUCCUUCGUUGUCAUCGGCGUGUGUGGAAACACCGGCUGUCUGAGCACCUACAAUGAACGGCGAUCCACCGGAUAAGAUGUCGGCCAAGGCCAUGCUGGAGUUCCCGGCGUACAAGGACCGUUCCAGGCGGCGAAUGUCGCUCCCCGUGGGUCGGUACCUGGACAGCCGCCGCUCCAGCGCCGUCUCCACCUGCUCAUCCUCUUCGUACACAGACACGAGCUCGGACGAUGAAGGUGUGUCGCCCCGCGAGAAAGUCCAGAAGAACUCCAAGGGCUUCAGCGACUUCUGCGUCAAGAACAUCUCGCAGGCGGCGUUCGGGCGACGAGAGAUCGAGAUCGCCGAGCAGGAGAUGCCCGGCAUCAUGGCUUUGCGCAAGCGGGCUGAGCAGGACAAGCCGCUCCAGGGUGCCAAGAUUGUCGGCUGCACACACAUCAACGCACAGACAGCCGUACUCAUUGAAACGCUGGUCGCACUUGGGGCGAGCGUGAGGUGGGCUCCGUGCAACAUCUACUCUACCCAGAAUGAAGUUGCAGCUGCUCUUGCUGAGGCAGACAUAUCUGUUUUUGCCUGGAAGGGCGAAUCUGAGGACGACUUCUGGUGGUGCAUAGACAGAUGUGUUCAUUCAGAAAACUGGCAGCCAAACAUGAUUCUGGAUGAUGGUGGUGAUGCGACGCACCUUAUGCUCAAGAAAUAUCCGGCCAUGUUCAAGCUGAUCAAGGGCAUUGUCGAGGAGAGCGUGACAGGCGUGCACCGCCUGUACCAGCUCUCAAAGUCCGGCAGGCUCACCGUACCGGCCAUGAAUGUCAACGACUCUGUCACCAAGACAAAGUUCGACAACCUCUACAGCUGCAGAGAAUCCAUCCUUGAUGCGCUCAAGCGAUCGACCGACGUCAUGUUUGGCGGCAAGCAGGUCCUGGUGUGUGGUUAUGGCGAAGUAGGCAAGGGAUGCUGCUCGGCCCUGAAGGGCAUGGGCGCCAUCGUGUACGUCACCGAGAUCGAUCCCAUCUGUGCCUUGCAAGCCUGCAUGGACGGCUUCCGUGUGGUGAAGAUCAACGAAGUUGUUCGCAACAUUGACAUUCUCAUCACUGCCACUGGUAACAAGAACGUUGUCCAGCGAGAACAUAUGGACAAGAUGAAGAACAGCUGCAUCGUCUGCAACAUGGGACACUCCAACACUGAAAUCGAUGUGCAAAGCCUGCGGACUCCUGAGCUGACAUGGGAGAAAGUUCGUUCGCAGGUGGACCACAUCAUCUGGCCAGAUGGGAAGCGCAUUGUGCUACUCGCUGAGGGACGUUUGGUGAACUUGAGCUGCUCCAGUAUCCCCUCCUUUGUGGUGUCCAUUACUGCGGCAACUCAAGCUUUGGCUCUGAUCGAGCUCUACAACGCCCCUCAUGGGCGCUACAAGAGCGACGUCUACCUGCUGCCCAAGAAGAUGGACGAGUACGUUGCCAGCCUCCACCUCCCGACAUUUGACGCCCAUCUGACUGAGCUGACUGACGACCAGGCCAAAUACAUGGGCCUCAACAAGGCUGGGCCUUUCAAGCCCAACUACUACAGGUAUUAACUGCCACGUCGUCACAUAGUAGAGCAAGGGAACAGCCGAGCAUUCCAGUGGGCACAGCCGGAACAAGGAAGGGAGGAAAGAAGCCUUGGAACGCACCUGACCGAAAGGGGAAAAGCCGCAUGUGUUGAAAAAGCAAAUGCGAAAAGAAGUUUACAACCAUGAGGGGAUAAAGGGUAAAGAGGGGAGGAGGGGUAUUGGAACGGCUCAGCGAAAAGGAGAGGGAAGAAGUGUGAAUCAAUACGUUCAUCCCUCUUGUACAUAGGCUAGACUCUCUUUCUCUCUUUUAGUGCCUGUUACGAGACAGCGAGAUACUACGUGGAUCGAUGACACUUCUCUCCCUCUUGUACAUAAACGCUUAUAGACUUUCUUAGUGCCUGUUCGAGAUGGCGAGAUCACCUUGCAGCUGAUAAUCCUCGUGGUUAUACAUAGAACGUCUUAGGAAUCGAGCACCGCGCUAGUUUGAAAUGUAGCCCGACCGGCGCACGGUCAGACUGUCUUCACGUUUUGCGUCCACUCCCCCCGGAUACGAGGCUAGCCCCAUCUCGUUUUACUUUUCCUCUGGAUUCCUUACACGGGAAGUGCAAACAUCCUUUUUCUUUCUUUCUUUCUUUUUUCACACUUGGUGUAAAUUUUGCUGCAUCAGCCACACAGAAAUGUGAUUGCAGAUAACAAGAAACCGGUGUUGUUGACUGUGGCAGUCUCAGUAUUGGCGUUUAUUUAAGUGUUUCAGCACCCAUUUUUUAAAUGCUCCGAUUCAUUGCUGACAGCACUGUAUGGGUCUUUUUCAUUUAACAGUAACUUUUGGAUGAUGGAGUUAACUUACAUAGAUAUUCCAGUUACACAACUACGUAUCACAAGUACGUUUCUUUACUCACUCGUUGUUUACUGCAUAUUAAGCGCGUGUGCAAUCUGUCAUUUGGCAUUACAUUUUGCUCUAGCAGGUAACGAGCUCAUCACUCUGUCACUAAUCAAAAAGCACCUUAUUAGCGUCGUUGUAAGCAGGCAACCCUUGCAGUUUUCUGAAAAUUUGUGCUGCAAUAAUAUUCCACUGCAAAGUUUUUUUUAAAACUUACCGGUGUAGCUUCUUUUUGCUUUCCUUAAACUUCCACUUGUGCACUUGCGAGCUGUUGAAGAGGCGCUUUCGUGGGACUUGAUCCUCCUAAACGGUUGGUUAAGAAACAUGGUGGCAAUUUCUACGGUCACCGGCUAGUGCUUAACCGUUCCCAAACUGCCGAGACAAAACUUAAAAACAUCGCAUUUGUGUCGGACUCACGAGAAGUAUUAAGAGUGUCUGAUUCAUGUCCAUCAUCUAUUUGGAACAGUUCUAUUAGGGAAUUUUUUUGUAGGGGGAAUGAUUUGAGUGAGGAAGUGUUGGCUUCUGCGCGAAAAAGUUCCAUGCCCAGUAUCACUCCUUCCCUAAGUUCUCACCGAGGGGCCUCAGUGAGGAAUGUUGCCAUGACUCUAACGAGAACACGUCGAGAUAUUCAACUUGCAUGUUGGGGUCAUACGUUACAGCUGCCAAAAUAUAGCUGAACAUCGUCGAACAUCUGUACCCGCCAGGUACACGCAUUAAGUGGGCAUUUACCAAACAGGCCGAAGGCAGAACAAAUUAUUGCAGCCUGUCGGCAAGGUUGGGGGCCGUUCCACGAGAUGCACAUGAUUGGUAAGACGAAAGGCAGGCUUCAUAGCAUGAUAAAAAAUUGCGCAUCUGUUGCAAUCGACCAUUUUAAGAAUUAGAACCAUGUCCUCUUGAUUACAUCGCUCCUUUUGGCAGAGGCAUUUACUUUACAUCAGGUUUUGACAUCCUGUUAGCCUACCUGAUAGAACGUCUUUCGUUAAGAUUUUUAGUAUGUGUUCCUUAGAUUUGCUUGAUGUACACAACACGGUAGGAACGCAUCCUUUCAAUCCAUCUUACUGCAGAUUUGGAGAGAGACCGCCCAUCGGUAAAAAUAUUACCACGGGAGGACAGAAACGCGUAUUUCGCGACAUUCUAACAUAACGGCCUGCCUGCCCGUAGUUCGCUAGUGCCUUGGUAUACAAUUUUAACCUAAUGAACGUAGUGCCCUAAUAAUAACGGCUGUUCCCUCCGCUGCUCACUCCUCGAAACAGUGCUCGAAAUUCUUAGUGUUUCGUCCCCGAGUCUCGGAAAAUGAAAUUUCAAUGAAGAUAGGCCAGGUUAGUAGGCUGACAUUCUGAGCCUUUAGUUUUGUUUUAUUUUCCACGCUUAAGCUCUGCUCCCAAAAAAGGUUUCAUCUUUCAAAGCCAUUCGCUACGGAUUGGACUGUUGCGAGAACGUGGCGUAGGGCAAAAAAAAAAAGUGAGACUCGUGAAGGGGCACUUGCUGCCUUUGGGGCUGGUCAUUUAAUCGCUGCCUAACAUGCAUCUAGCUCUUCUGAACGUAAUACUAGUAGUGCAUAGGGCUGUCAAACAAUCCAUAGAGCUUUGCUGCUGCUCCUAGUUUGCACAACCAAGCCUGUUUUGGUCCUACUGGUUCGAAGAGCCGAAAUGGGAAGUAUGGUUGCCCAGGCUUUUGCUUUUUCUUCACCGCUGCAUUUAUUAUUGUCCAUGCCGUUGUGUCGCAAGUAUGUGACUCCACAUUCUGGCAAGACCUUCUUCAGUGUACAAGUCAACAGGUAUCGCCACAUCUGUUAGCAACUUGUGAUUUUUAAACGCUUUCGUAUACACCUUCGCUCAGUGGCCAGAGCUUUGUUUUGGAAUUGUCCCGGUUGAUCUAUAGUGGCUGAUGCCACGCUCGUUCGCAGCAAUAUGUAGUCAUGCUUUGCUAUCUUGCUUCGUUGAAGUGUUAUCUAUAUUAUCUUUACAUACGCAUACCGAAUAAGCACAACACAACACAACAUUCCUGUAUGACAGAAAAACAGUGCAGCUCUAAGGUCUUGUCUCAGACACUUCUGCCGUGCUUUUGGUCUUAGACUGUGUAGAAGGUAUCGCUGUGCGAGUACUGUUCCAAGCUUAAAUUGUGUUCAAGUGAAGUAGCAAAGUGAAACAAAAGGCAUUAGCAAAUCAUUAAUCCACACUUUAUAACCAGUAAUCUUUUUUUAUUAACCUUAAAGUGUAACAUCCUCUUACUGGUUCCUGCUCUUGUAUCUUCAACGCUUCCUUCUUAAGGAUUUUCAUUAUCAGUAUUCAAUAUCUGCAGUCACGUUUUGCAUUAGAAAUGAAGUUUCUUUUCAUUGAACUUGCUCUUCACCAAUAAGUCAUUUCUGUAAUGCUUGCAUUGCCCCUUUAUUGAUUAGAUGUUGUGACGAGUAGGCACUUUAUAUGGAGCUUUUGAUGUUCACGCUGCAAUCAGUGCCACCUAGGAUCGCUUUUAAUUUUUUUUACUUAUUCACACAGACCUACUUGAAAGAUUACGGUGUCUUACGCAUCACAUAAUAGGGGCCUUUUUGCUGCCAUUACGCAAGACUGCCUUGCGUUGGGAUACGAAGUAUGCUGUGCUUCAGUGAUUCUCUGAUAUGUCCCCAUUUCAGUUGUAUCACGUUGUAUUUGCGUUUUAUCAUUCCUGUCAUCUAAGGUACAUUCACUGUAUUAAAAUAAUAUUAAGUGCAUUAGAAUGCUGUGAAACCUCUGAGAAAGAAAAAAGUUGUACAACAGUUUGAUGGAUAUUUUUUCUCGUUUCUUUUUAUCCCCGUGAAGUUUCUGGCACUGUGAAUUUAGUACGGUGGUUCUAUUUUGCAUUUCUUUGCACUGUGUCGUCACUGAAUGUUUCUGCUUUAACCACUUCCAUGUUUACAUUUUCGUUGGCAGUUGCAACUAUUAUCAUCUCUCCUGUGGUGUUGAAACAUCUGCAGCAUAAGCGUAUCAGACAUAUUAGUGCAUUACAAAUGCAAAUUACUGAUGACUACCUGUAACAAUAUUGCUGCUAUAAACGAAUAACGCAGCGAUACUGUAACGAGUAAUGACUUAAUGCUCCCCAUCGACCAAGUGCAGUCAGUAGCGUGUCCUGAUUUUGUGCAAAUACUGACUGCACUUGGUCGAUGGGGAGCAUUCAGCCAUUACUCGUUACAGUAUCGCUGUGUUAUUCGUUUAUAAGAGCAGCAGUGCAAUUAGUCAUCAGUAGAGUUACGAUGAUGUACACUAGCAGGCUUCGAUAUAACAUAAAUGUAUCCCACUGAAAUUUUCUUCUUAACUAAUCUAAAUAAGCGAUGUGGUGCUUCCCUCUACAAUGAACGUGCCAUACAAAAGGAGGAAGGCCUGCAUGUAAUUACACUUCAAAGUGGGUCUAAUUGAAAACUUUGCUCGCCUCAAGUUGAUUGUCAGUUAAAUUGCACGGACACGCUAAGGUAGUCCAAAACAUGGAGUGGGUUAAUGUGCAGAAGCUGAACUAAAUAACUGUGUGACAGUGCAGAUGAUUUUAAGUCUGUAGAACGUAUUAGAUAAAAUUGAAGAUUGUUGUAAGUUUUUAUGCUGAGAUGCCUUUCAGGCUAACAUGGCAAUGUCUUUGAAGCUUUCUAUUAUGGUUGGUUGAAUAAGUCCACCGACGUUUUGAGCUCUUAUUUAGUCCACCGCAGCCACACCUGCGCUAUUUCAGUGUUCAAGCACAAAACACCACACGUGGUCUUUAUAGACUGGAAGUCGCCAUGAGAUAGUGUCACUUAUUGCAACUAGGACAAAAAAUUUGAGCUGCAAUACCAUAUUCAGUUAAUGUGAGAUCAGUAUGCAUACAAAUGCUGUCUUCUGUAGUGAUAUUCAGAAAGGUCUAUCAUAUAAUCCUUACCGUAUAACAGGCUGUAAUUGCAUGUGAAAUGGUAGAUGCAUACGGCCUCUGAGUUUAACGUUAAUGCGAAGCUUUGUAUACACUGCUUUUUAGCUUUUUGUACUAUGAGUUUGGGUUUGGUGUCCUUAAGAGCUACCUGCUUCGGUGCUUCACAUUGUUUUGGAAUUGUCGGUGCCAUUGUCCACAGCUUUUCCCUUUGCUCGGUGCGAACAUUUUCUGCGAAUGUUUUAGGAGGGAUUGUGCUGGAAAUGGGAGUUUUAAGCAGAGAUGCCUUUUUUUUGCUACUGUUUGUGUUUAAUUUUGCCCUGCUUUUUGUGGGAAAUCUUUCACAGAGACAAUGACAGUUGCAGAGACCGCAGGGCUUCUGCAGCUCGCGAAGAGCUGUUGCUCAAAAGUUCUAGGUUGGUGUCAUACGGAGAAAACAUCUUGCGAAGCAUUAGGAGCUCUUCUGCAGCAAUCUGCUGAUGAGAGACGUGAAGGAAAUGGGAAGGAGGAUGGAAACAAGAUGCAGAUUGUGGAACUUCACACAAACUCUGGCUUCCACGCUAUGAUUUGUUGCAGUUUUUGUUGCCUGGUUGCUCUGCUUACGCCUUUCUUUUUCUUGUCCUCUGUAUGUUGUAACAAUAUAUUGUUUUUGAUAGUAAAAUAUUGUUUUUCAAUGCGA
Molecule: messenger RNA, 7500 nt
Organism: Rhipicephalus sanguineus (brown dog tick)
Lineage: Eukaryota; Metazoa; Arthropoda; Arachnida; Ixodida; Ixodidae
Product: adenosylhomocysteinase-like 1
Exons: 14
Coding region: 590-2101 (503 amino acids)
Biological process (GO): L-methionine cycle
Cellular component (GO): cytosol
Source: RefSeq, a predicted model, not a curated record